Colias croceus (clouded yellow) is the source of this 2006-nucleotide messenger RNA. RefSeq names its product facilitated trehalose transporter Tret1-like. The coding region runs from base 332 to 1726 and encodes 464 amino acids. Gene Ontology annotation, biological process: transmembrane transport. The record is from RefSeq and is a predicted model, not a curated record. Gene Ontology annotation, molecular function: transmembrane transporter activity. The transcript has 7 exons. Gene Ontology annotation, cellular component: membrane. Lineage: Eukaryota; Metazoa; Arthropoda; Insecta; Lepidoptera; Pieridae.
UAGCAAUAAAAAUACUAAGACUUUUUAACGCUUGAAGGGAACCCUCGAUGCGCGAGUUCAACUCGCACUGCCGUUUUUUUAUCUCAAUGAAUUAUGUAAAUAACCACAUAUUAAGUAUAAAAAUAACACUUGAUCGUGUUAUAAAUUGCCGUAUCAAAAAGACAACAAAUGAACCUGAUUUAAACAUAUAUUUUGAUACAAACAGAUAUUUGAACACUUAAAACAAUGAAACAAUCUGAUAAGGUACAAAAAUGUGGUUAGGUGUAUAUAUACAUGCUGUUCAGGUUUCCACUUUUAAUUGAAAUAAAAUAGUGAAGUUAAGUGUGUUAAAAUGACGGUGCAAGCGAAUACUACUGGCCAUACUUACUGGCAAUGGACUUUUUCCUUAAUAGCCAGCAUGGGCUUCAUGGUCUAUGGCCUAGAAGCAGCUUGGAUAUCUCCCACUACUAAGAAGCUGCAAGCUGCUGACUCCCCUCUAGGUGCACCAGUAACAAACCAGGAAAUAUCCUUACUGGCCAGCAUCAACUGCUUAUCAUCAGCGCUGGUUGUGCCAAUCUUUGCCAUAUUAGCAGAUAGAUUUGGAAGGAAAUGGGUCGUCUUUUCCAUUACAAUUCCAGCAAUUCUAUCAAUCGUACUCAGGAUAAUGCUGCCAAAUAUAAUAGCUCUCUCCAUAGCAAGAGCAGCCGCUGGGAUGUCGGCGUCUGGUGCAUUUGCUAUCACACCAGUCUACAUCCGUGAACUGAGCCAGAACAAUCUUAUAGGCGUCCUAGGAUCCAUAUCAGUCCUUCUGCAAAACCUAGGAUUCCUGAUAAUGUACUUGAUCGGCGCAUACUUUGAUUACUUCACGGUGUUGUGGAUAUUUUUAGCAUUCCCUUUAGUUAUGGCAGUGUUAAUGUUAAAGGCCCCUGAAUCUCCUGCCUUUUUGGUUAAGCGUGGGAAAAUAGAUGAAGCCUCCAGGGCAGUUGCCUUUCUAAGAGGUCUAAAAACAGAUGAUAAAGAAGUUAAAACUGAAAUAGAGUACAUGCAAAACCAAGAGGAAACGUUUAAAAAUCUUCCCAAGGUUGACUUGAUAGCUAUAUUUAAAGAUAAAGCUUGGCGUCGCGGUUUAUUUUUAAUGCUCCCUAUCUUUACAAUACAAGCGUGGAAUGGUGCUUUUGCAAUAAUAACGUAUGCAACUGCCAUAUUGGAAUCAACAGGAAAUAAUUUCGGAAUCAGUCCGGAAUUGCUAACAUUGAGUUUUCCAAUCGCCAUGAUUAUUGCUUCGUUUGCAUUUACUAGCAUCGCGGAGAGGUUUAAUCGAAAGCCUCUCUUAAUAGCAGCAUACCUCAUAUCAGCGAUCUCUCUCGCGGGAUUGGGCAUAGCACUACUCAUACAGUCCUACGGCUAUACAAUCCCUGGCUGGUUACCAGUCACUUGCAUGAUUAUAGCUGUUGCAUUCUACGCUGGUGGAGUGAGGGCAUCUCCGUAUAUUAUAACUACGGAAAUGUUUAACUUUCAAGCUCGGGCCAAAGUGAUGGGCUGCAUAGGCACCUAUGCCUGGUUAUCUGUGGCUACCCAGCUUUAUGCCUACGCACCAUUAAUAGAUACUUUUGGAAUACACACGACGUUCAUUUUCUUCGGUUUCCUGAAUCUUUUGGGAGCUUUAAUUACCUGUCUCAUUCCCGAAACGAGAGGAAAGACUGAUGAAAUGAUUAGAGACGAACUGGCGAAUGGGAAAAAGAAAUAAUGGAAAAGUAACAUAAUUAAGUUCGAGUUUUGUGCAAAGAGAAGUAAUUUCUUGCGUGUUUCUUUGUAAGAUGGUGACUAGUCUUCUUUUAAAUAUUUUAUGUUUAAUGUAGAUAAAAUGUUAGUCUUGGCUGGACACCUAUUACGACAAAUUAAUAAAUAGUAACUCUAGAAGUUAUUCCGUCGUAAAUACUGUGUUUUGUACCUAAUGAUGACCACCGUAGACACAUCAAAGUAGCUACAGGAAACAAUGCCAAUGAUUAUUAUUUUAGCUAUUAUUU